Molecule: messenger RNA, 4008 nt
Organism: Labrus bergylta (ballan wrasse)
Lineage: Eukaryota; Metazoa; Chordata; Actinopteri; Labriformes; Labridae
Gene: ciita
Product: class II, major histocompatibility complex, transactivator
Biological process (GO): positive regulation of transcription by RNA polymerase II; positive regulation of MHC class II biosynthetic process; positive regulation of MHC class I biosynthetic process
Molecular function (GO): protein binding
Source: RefSeq, a predicted model, not a curated record
GCAGCUUUGUUGUACAAAGGAGUAGGUUCGCGCACUGACAGGAGGCUGCCAUCAGGUCAUCUGAGGUCCCACGCAGAGGCUGAUGUUCUUUACAUUGAUGAGAGACUAACGCACAGGGAUACACUCAAAAAAAAGGUAUUCUCCAUGUUCCUCGCUUCUUCCACUGCGACAGGCCAGGCAGGUACCAUGAUGCAGGAAUUGGAACAGGACCCGUUCCUCUGUCCUGAUUUGGGAGAGCUUCCAGAUGAUUUAUCUGAAUACCUAAAUGAGGACUGCCUGAAGACGAUCGACCCAGAUGUGCUCUUCGGCGAUCCAUGGUUCAACUAUGCUGAUGAACUAAAUACCUUUAGUGACGUUGGAAAGCCAACAGACCCACCGAGCCCUGACGGACCCCAGCAGAGACAGGAGGACAAACUAACAGACAAAACUAAUCACAGGAGAAAAAGACAAAGGGUUUCAAGGAUACAAAGGCGCACUGAUGAAAACACGCCAUCCAGGCCAAAAAGGCAAAGAGCAGCAGGUCGACCAAAAACCAAAGCGGUAGAGACUGAGUCAACUGUCAGCCAAGGAUCAGAGCCCAGUUCUCCAAAGUUAGCCAGUCACUCCACCACUCCACAGAGAGUCCUCCAUCUCCAACCUUCCAUUCGCUUUAUCACCAUCCCAGAGGCUCCUAGGUACCAUGUAGUUCAGACACUGAGUCUCUCACCUCCAGUUAUAGGACUGCCUAUCUCCAAUACAGCUGCUACCCCAACUUACGUAUUUGUUCCAGCUACUUCACCACCCUGCAAACGUAAAUUGCCACCCCUCUCUCCAGUGGACGGUGCUGUAGUACCAGUCCAAAUGAGCUCAUCCCCACCAGGAUCUCUGUCGGACACAGCAAGCAAAGCCAUGUCUUCCCCUGUUGCUUCACCCGUCACUCCCAGCAAUGAGUCUUCUAACUGCAACUUGUCUAACUGCAAGGAAGGAAGUCAACUACAAUCACCUCCUGUCCUUGAAAUUCCUGAGACUGUAAGAGAGUACAUUCAGGAAGCCAAAUCCCACAUGAACCAAACCUGCCAGGCUAUGGAAGAGGGCCUUAGCCUGACCUCCCAUUAUGUGGAUGUGAAAGUGAGUCAGAGAGAGAUUCUUUGUUCUGGAAAAAAUACAAACAAGUCCCUGGACAAGGAAAUGGUCCUCAUUGGAAACAUGGAUCAGAGAAAAAGCUUGAUGGGUUGUAGUCAGAUCUUCGAAGGCUUAAAUGGAAACAAAUGCUACAUAUUGCUACUUGGCAAUACUGGCAUGGGAAAAACAACCCUGAUCAGGAAACUGUGUCUUGACUGGUCCAGAGGCUGCAUCCCACAGUUUGACUUUGUCUUCUUGUUAGAUGGUAAAGCGCUAACUCUAAAGGAGCCCAACCAUAGCCUUCAGACUCUCUUGUUGAACUCCUCCUCCUUUGCCCCUUCCUGCAUGGACCCUGAGGCAGUGUACACCCAAAUACUUGCUGCUUCUAAGAGAGUGCUCAUCAUAUUUGAUGGGUUUGAUGAGGUGCGGGACUAUGAAACUUUACUCCAGACUCAGGAAAAGGACUUGAUGACAUCAUUGCAGAAAGACACCAAUGGACAGAUCUACACAAUAAGACAGUUAUACUCUGCCAUCCUCCAGAGGGUUCUUCUUCCAGGCUGUACUCUUCUUCUUUCAACCCGACCAAGAGGCACCGCCAACCAGUUACUCAGACGAACGGACAGCCUUGUGGAGAUGUAUGGCUUCAACCCCAAAGAUGUAGAGACAUAUUUGUCCCGGUACUUCACAGAUCCUGCCCUAAGAGAAUCUGCUUUGGACUACUUAAAAAAAUCAAGCUUUCUGCAUCUCCUCUGUUGGAACCCGGGACUAUGCCGGUUGGCCUGCUUGGUUUUAGAACAGGCCAAAAGCUUGGCCGAACUACCCAGAACUUUAACUGGACUCUGCCAUCAAGUGCUAUGUCAGAAAUUGGAAAGGGACAAUGGGAUCACUCAUUUAAAGACUGAAGUUCAAACAGAAAUAUCUGUGCCAUCGGUUGAAGAAUCCCAAACAUCCUCAAGUAGUUCCCACUCUAGGACAAAACCCAGAUCACAAGUUCGCACUCGCUCUCGCACCCAACCAGCAAGAAAGGCAACAAAACAGAAGAAAAAGGAGGAAGUUGAUGGAGAGGACGUGAGUGGUGUUGGAAGGGAUGCUAAUAGAAGAGAGAAGAGAGAGUUGCUGACCCAGUUGAGUUCUUUAGCUUGGGAGGGGGUCAAAGCAAACUCUUCCAUCCUCCCAGCAGGGCGGACCAUAUCUGACAAACUGAGGGCAUUAGGCCACAGGACUGGGCUCUUCCUCUCUUACCACCUGAGGAGGAGGCAAGUUGUCUCAAGUGAGGAAAGAGAGGAAAAAUCAAGAGGUGAAAAAAAAGGGGAAAAGAUGGAAAACAGAAGAAGAACAGAAAGUGGUGGCUCUGUUGCCCUUGACGAUCUCAUCCUGUUCUGGGCAAAUCCUUUCCUGCAGAGUUACUUGGCAGGAGUUCAUUUGUCUCUGUCAAGGACUGUAACGGACCGCAUUUUUCAGCAGAACCUACCUUUCCAAUCUGGUCCAAAGUGGCGUCGACGAUCUCACAGAGAGGAGCUUGAGCUAGCGCAACGGUUUACAGUUGGGCUUCUGUUUAACAACCGGACAGAGCUACAGAGACUUCACUCAUACACUGACACAGCUUCACGAGAUAUUGUGAACAGCAAGCAGGCUUUAUUAAGAACACACCUUGAAAGCCUCUCUCAUGAUGACCUGAGCCCUGCCCAGGUGCUAGAAGCUUGUCACCAUGUUUAUGAAGCAAGUUUUACCUGUAGUGAUGGUAACGUGGACAUUGCCAGCACGACAUUAGUUGCUCACCUUGCAGUGAAUCUUCCAGAAGUGGUUACAUUUCAUGGAGUUCCACUCAACCCAUCGGACGUGUUCACCGUGCAGAACGUUCUGGAUAGGGGUAGAUCUGAAGGGAGAAGUUUCUCUUUAGAUCUGGAGGAUUCUGUGUUACAGCUUUCUGGGCUGAGAGCUCUGGUGGCGCUCAACAACAUCAACACAUACAGGGCAAGCAUCGCUGAUGUCAUCACUUUAUGGGAGGAGCUAGAGCAGAGUGGUGAGGAAGAGCUCCUACAAGGGUCAGUUUCCAAGUUCAAGAUCCACCCUUUGAGAGCCACACAGGUGUGUCACAUAGAGCACCUGGCUAAGCUGGUGAACAUCCAUAUGCAAAAGAAGCUGUCAGACAGUUCCAGCCAAUCAUCUUCCAUCUUAUCAGAGGGAGUACCAGCUGUCAAAGAGCUACAAAAGCUGGAUUUUGAGCUUGGCCCAGAAAUGAGUUCCCUGGCUCUUCCCAAAUUGUGGGAGCUCCUACCCGGUCUACAAAACCUACAGCAUUUGGAUCUAGAGAACAGCAAAGUAGGGGACAAAGGAGCGGAGAAACUGGCUGACGUUUUAGUCUCACUCUGUAACCUGGAGAUACUCAAUCUGUCACAGAAUUGUAUAGGAGACCAAGGGGUGACCAAACUGCUACCAACCCUGAGAGAUCUGCCUAAACUGCACUGUUUAAGUCUCUACAGUAAUGUGAUUUCCGACAAAGGGGCAGAGAGUUUAGCAGUCAUCCUCCCACACAUGAGGUCCCUCAUAGAACUCGACGUGAAGUAUAACAAGCUAACAGAUGUUGGAGCACAGAGUCUGGGUGCGAGUCUGAGGAACUGUAAAAAAAUGAAAACUCUGAGGAUGUGGAACCAGUGUAUUCCAUAUGGAGUUUUCGAGUGGCUCCAGCAGCAGGACAACAGGAUCGAAUGGCAUUAGAACUCUGGACUGAAAUUUUCAUCAACACAGCCACACUGAUGUUAACACUACACUGUCACAAUAUGUUUUCUAUUACGGGUAUGCCUACGGUCUGAAAAGAAGGACCAUCGGAGUACAUUUAAACAAAAACCAACAUGGAUACUUCUUUGCUGCUCAACUGAACAAUUCUGAUUCAUCAGAUUAUUUUAU